CAUCCGAGCGACCGCGGCCUCCGUGAACACAAGCAGCUCAUCGAUGAGAUCCUUCAUGAGAGGUCGUGGACCGAGACUGCUGGGUAUAUCUCAAUUUUCGAUAAACUUCCCGCCGAACUUAUUCACCAGAUCCUAUCCCAUCUCUCCGCGCAAGACCUGGCUUGCGUGUCCAGCACCUGCCGCAUACUAGCCGAACAUGGCUCUAACGAUCGCCUGUGGGCCAAACUCGUCAAUUCACAUCUUGACUCCCACAUACACGACCCAGGACCCUUUAACUCAUUCCGUCGACUAUAUCUUGCCCAUCUACCUUACUGGUUCAUUCCUCAAAAUAAGAUCUGGUUUGCAGAUGUCGAAGCCCACGGAUGUCUGAUCCUUGCUCGGUAUGACAACCGACGAGGGGUAAUAGAGGCAUACCGAGUCGUUGCAGAUCGACGCACACCAAAGUUUCAUGUUUGGGAAGCCCAUCCGGACGUUAUGAUUCAGUCGUUUGACCCCAAGAUCAGCUUGUGGCUGGAUGACCCAGUUUUACUGCUCAAAGACGCGGAGAUAUCGAACCCGAUCGCCGCUUGCCAGACAUGGAAUGCCGAUCGCCGGAUGCCCAUGUCAGCAGACUCUCAACAAGUAUUCAGCUCGCUCAUGCUUUGCCCCAAGGAGUAUCCAGAUCAGAGGACGAUGUCCUCGAUUAGGCUCUGGCCGCCUGCAAUGGUUCCUAGUUCGGAGCGAAUAGCCCGGAUCACGACUUCAAGAGAUACGUUUCUGCCCAGUCGUGCAUCGGAAGCAUCCACAAUCGGGCUUCGCAUCAAGCGAUGGGCCAAUUUUCGGUUUCAGAUGACCCCGAUUGAUAACGAAGCGAUAUCUAAUUAUGCGACCCUCGACCCGGAGCUGUACAUUCCUACAAAAGAGAAGCCUUACCAAGGGAUAUGGGUUGGAGAUUAUUCUGCCCAUGGGUGCGAAUUUCUUCUCAUCUACCAAAUGACUCAACCUUCCGGUUUCAAUCCAACCGACGGACGCGAGGGGGCCUAUCAAUGGAACACUUUGAAAGCCGUCAAGCUGACAGGAGAUCCAAAUGUUCCCCGUGGGGAAGUCACCUUUGUCGCCCACGAUAUUGGGCCCAAUGGCCUGGUACGUGUGGCAGAUGAAGAGCCAUUCGUAGGUGCCCGUAUAGUCCACAGCUUUGGACACGUAGCGGGCAUCGGUUUCCGUGACGAUGCUUAUAUUGCAUCUCAACUCAUUCUCGUUUCCACUGAUUACAUCGCCCACUACUGGCAGGAGAUGGGUCACAUCUCGUACUUCCGUCGUGUGGAUAUCGAUGGGCUUUUGAAGACCUAA
Messenger RNA from Penicillium cataractarum, 1329 nucleotides. RefSeq lists its product as uncharacterized. Gene Ontology annotation, molecular function: protein binding. The transcript is spliced from 2 exons. The annotation marks the transcript as partial. NCBI's taxonomy places the organism in Eukaryota, Fungi, Ascomycota, Eurotiomycetes, Eurotiales, Aspergillaceae. The record is from RefSeq and is a predicted model, not a curated record.